Messenger RNA from Mizuhopecten yessoensis (Yesso scallop), 1344 nucleotides. RefSeq names its product prostaglandin E2 receptor EP4 subtype-like. The record is from RefSeq and is a predicted model, not a curated record. Gene Ontology annotation, cellular component: plasma membrane. NCBI's taxonomy places the organism in Eukaryota, Metazoa, Mollusca, Bivalvia, Pectinida, Pectinidae. Gene Ontology annotation, biological process: inflammatory response; adenylate cyclase-activating G protein-coupled receptor signaling pathway; positive regulation of cytosolic calcium ion concentration. Gene Ontology annotation, molecular function: prostaglandin E receptor activity. The transcript has a single exon. Bases 251 to 1258 code for a protein of 335 amino acids.
UUGAAGGCUGAACCUCAGAACGCCAUGGACUCUACAGUUCUGUUUUGGAUCGUUUAGCUAAAACCAGAGUGUUGAUUUUCUUAUUUGCGAUUUCCUCACGCCAUUGGGCGCAGUAUUGACCACACCGUAUUGCCCAAGCUUUAUGGGGAGAUAUGUCUCAUAGGACAUGCCGAACGACAAUCAUUAAUAGUGAGAUUAUUUCACCUUUGAUGCAAAUCGUGUUAGGAAAUUUCCUCUACUGGGAAUUCUUAUGAAUAUCAUGGAUUGGUCAACUAGAACGAGCGAUGGUGGCUCCCCCGCCGCACGGAGCGACGUGUAUGAUAGCUCUACGCUGCCGUAUCUAUCCCUGUAUAGUAGCAGCAGCAUUAAGUUUCAGGACAGUCAGAGUAUAAGUUUGGCUUCGUAUGUAAACAUGGGUAAUUUCAGCGCGAAAAAAACUUUCCUAGCGUCCUACGAUACCGUGGACGAUAACAUCACAAACUCAUCCUUUGAUGCUGAUGCAUUUCAACUAAAAAAGAACAACUCUGUGAUGAGUGCUGGCAUUAUGUUCGGUACGGGUGUUAUAGGUAAUCUAUUGGCCAUUUUUGUGUUACUACGGUCAGGACCGGAACAAAGGAGAACCAUAUUCUACAGACUCGUCGCUGGACUCACAAUCACAGACCUCAUAGGAACCACGCUAGUCUCUCCAGUCGUCAUAACGGUUUAUUUAAACGAUUUCAAAUGGAAGGGAGGACAGAUGAUGUGUAGUUAUUUUGGAUAUUCUAUGGCAUUCGCUGCUUACGCUACCAUGACGAUUGUGUGCGCAAUGUCCAUAGAAAGGGUCAUCUGUAUCAAGCAUCCAUUUUUGUAUCAAAGUCGUUUGUCAAAGAAACACGCCACAAUUUUUUUGUCGUGUUGUUGGAUAUUCGCAGCGACCAUAGCAGCCCUUCCCCUGGUCGGGUUCGGCGAGUUUGUCCUGCACUACCCGUAUACGUGGUGUUUCUUUGACUAUUAUACCCCAAUGCCCAUCCAUAAGGGGUUCAACUGUCUGUUCGCGGGCCUGGCACUCCUCAUCAUAUCUACGACUUUUAUGUGUAAUAUGACCGUCAUGUAUACAUUACUUAGCAGCUGGAGAAAGAAAAAGAUAUUAAAUGGAAAUUCUAGGAAGUACAAUGGAUACAAUAAAAGGUUUGCCGAGUUGCAGAUGCUGGUUCUUCUGGUAGGAAUUACGGCAGUGUUCAGCACCUGUUAUACACCGCUAAUGGUAAGUACUGAGUAAAAACAACUUUUAUUACCUUAUACCUCUUACGGUAAGUAAAAAUGUAUCAGACAAGCGAGGGAACAUUUAGCUUCCCGCUAAUUUCU